GGUAUCUCGGCCUUCAAAAGGCUUCUUUAUUGAGAAUCGAUGUCUUCUCCUAGGUAAUUGAUCACCAUAGACCCAGGGACACCCGAUUCAUCGUUGAGGGAGGAUAAUCAUCAUGAAUAAUCAAAAAGCUGUGGCCGUGCUACUGCAAGAGUGCAAGCAAGCGCUGGACCAGCUCUUGUUGGAGAGGCCAGAUGUGUCGGAAGAGGACAAGAGCGGAGACCAGAGGAGCAGAGCUUCACUCCCCAGCGAGUUAAGGACCCUGAUCCAGGAGGCAAAGGAAAUGAAGUGGCCCUUCGUGCCUGAAAAGUGGCAGUACAAACAAGCCGUGGGCCCAGAAGACAAAACAAACCUGCAGGAUGUGAUUGGCGCCGGGUUGCAGCAGUUACUGGUGUCUUUGCGGGCCUGCAUCCUCGCCCAGGACUGCGCUGAGGCGGCGGCGGUUGUGUUCUUGGUGGACCGGUUCCUGUAUGGGCUCGACGUCUCUGAAAAGCUCCUGCAGGUCGCCAAGGGCCUCCACAAGCUGCAGCCGAAGACGCCCAUCGCCCCGCAGGUGGUCAUUCGCCAAGCCCGCAUCUCGGUGAACUCAGGGAAACUUUUAAAAGCAGAGUAUAUCCUGAGCAGUCUCAUAAGCAACAGUGGAGCAACAGGUUCCUGGCUCUACAGAAAUGAAAGUGACAAGGUCCUGGUGCAGUCAGUCUGUAUACAGAUCAGAGGGCAGAUUCUGCAGAAGCUAGGAAUGUGGUAUGAAGCAGCAGAAUUAAUAUGGGCCUCAAUCGUAGGAUAUCUGACACUUCCUCAACCAGAUAAAAAGGGCAUUUCCACGUCACUGGGUAUACUGGCAGACAUCUUUGUUUCCAUGAGCAAGAAAGAUUAUGAGAAGUUUAAAAACCAUCCACAGAUUAACCUGACCCUGCUGAAGGAGUCUGACCACCAUUUGCCGUCUGCCGCAGAAGCCUGCAAGCUAGCAGCUGCCUUCAGCGCCUACACACCCCUCUUCGUGCUCACAGCUGUGAAUAUUCGUGGCACAUGCUUGUUGUCAUAUAGUAGCUCUAAUGAUUGUCCUCGAGGAAUGAAAAAUUCAUAUCUGUGUGAAGCCAAAGAGGCCUUUGAAAUUGGCCUCCUCACCAAGAGAGAUGAUGAACCCGUCACUGGGAAACAGGAGCUUCACAGUUUUGUCAAAGCUGCUUUCGGUCUCACCACAGUGCAUAGAAGACUGCAUGGGGACACAGGGACAGUGUGUGCAGUGAGUCAGCUCUGUAAGGAAGCCAUGGAGAAGCUGUACACUUUCACUACUUCCUCCAGAAGUCAGGACAGAGAAGCUCUGUCUCAGGAAAUCAUGUCUGUGAUCGCCCAGGUGAAGUGUCAUUUACAAGUUCAAAGCUUCUCAAAUUUAGAUGACAGAUCUUAUGUUCCAGAGAGUUUUAAGAGCGGAUUAGAUAAGCCCAUCUUGUGUGAGAAAGUGGAUUUCAAAAAAAUCCUUGAAACCUAUUCACAGCACCAUACUUCAGUGUGUGAGGUAUUUGAAACCACUUGUGAAAACAGCAAAAAUAAACAGAAAGAUGCAAAAACAGGAGUCUGUAUCACUGCUCUAAAAACAGAAACAAAAAACUUAGAUACUAUGACUACUACUCAAGACAAACCAUGCUGUCAAAAAGGCGCAGGAACAUCUUCCUCUCAAAUGGCUAAGUGUAGUCAGGAGAAACUCAGAAGGGCAGGAGGGAGAAACUGGGCCCAUUCUGAUGCAUUUCGAGUCUCCCUGGAUCAAGAUGUGGAGACGGCGACUGAGCCACCAGACCACAGCAAUGGCGUAGGAGCUGUUUUGAACAAGUCUCUGAGUGACAGCCAGAGCUCCAGUUCUUGGAGCAAGUUAUCAGGGUUCAGUUCUUCUACAAGCUGGGAGGAAGUGAAUCAUCAUAUUGACAAUAGGUCAGCCAGGAAAGAGCCUAGCAAAGAAGAACAUCCGGUGGACACUCAGGGUUCCACUGCCUUUUGUGAGAAGUGGGAGAGUAGUAGGGAAGGCAGAGCUGUACAUUCAUGGCAUUCAGAGCUUCACAGUCUCUCUCUCCAGGUAUCUGAGGAUGGCAAUUUAGAGUCUUCUCAAAGUCAGCUACACAAGAACAUGCCCUUGAUGGCCUCCCCUCAUCAUAACACAACAGGUACCUUCCUGGCCUCUGGUGCAGGGUUAUUAGAAGGAGAUCUGGAAAGUAUCCAGGAAGGCAGAAAUAUGGGACCCAGAAAGACUUUUGCUCACUCCGCAACCUCGUGUGAUUCUGCUUCUUGGUCUUCUUCUGAUUCUAAUAGACUCAAAAAUAUGGCCACAUAUCCUUUAGUCCAAGAAGAGGAAAUAUUUGAAAUAACUGAUGAGUCUCAAGGAACCAACUAUGAUGCCAAAGCCAGGCAUAGGGAAGAGAAGGGAGAAGAAAUCAAUGAAAGAGGCACAGGCCCUACGUUUAAAGAUAUCUCCUCCUGGGUUGACCCAGAAGGAGAAACAGCAGAAAGCACAGAAGACUCACCCUUAGACUCUCAUGUAGUCAUGGAGAAUUCUCUGGGCAACAGUUCCAUGCUGACAUGUGGCUCUUUCACUCCUCACGGGAAUGAAAACCAUGACUCAGGAAAGGGUCGUGGCUCCAUCACAGAACAGGACAUCGACCCUGACGCCUCCACGGUGGAUGAGGAGGAGCAAUUGCACCAAAUGCUGGACAGCAUGGAGGCUCACUCCACAAGUGGGUGUGGCUCUCAUAGAUCAUGUGCCCUGAGGCAGCUGCCUGGUCAGAAGGCCAAGACCCCCAAUUCCUCUGUGAGCAGUAACAUUCCUUUCGCUGUCCUCAGCGAAGACUGCACCACCACAGAGGAAGGAAAUGAACCUGGGAGCAUGCUCCACUGCAGCCAGAACUCCAGCUCAUCCUCAGCGUGGUGGUUGAAAUCACCUGCUUUUUCCAGCGGUUCUUCUGAGGGGGAAAGCCUGUGGUCCUAUCUGAAUUCCAGCGGAAGCUCUUGGGUUUCAUUGCCAGGAAAGACAAGGCAAGAGGUCCUGGAGGCUCGCACCUUGCAGCCUGACGACUUUGGAAAACUCUUGGCGGGAGUGAGGCAUGAUUGGUUGUUCCAGAGGCUGGAGAAUACAGGAGUUUUUAAGCCCAGUCAGCUCCAACGAGCGCACACCAUCUCAAUCGCAUGUCCCCAAGGAGGGAGAAUCCAAACCGUAGGGCUUCAGUCAUCCAGUUUAGUGCAGAAUCUCUGUGAGGAGGUAUUGCCCCUAGCUGGGCUUCAAGAGCUCUCGUUCUUUAUCCAAGGAUAA
This is a messenger RNA of Carlito syrichta (Philippine tarsier), 3295 nucleotides long. It is a transcript of the gene ALPK1, whose product is annotated as alpha kinase 1. NCBI's taxonomy places the organism in Eukaryota, Metazoa, Chordata, Mammalia, Primates, Tarsiidae. Bases 113 to 3295 code for a protein of 1060 amino acids. Gene Ontology annotation, molecular function: protein serine/threonine kinase activity. The transcript has 10 exons. The record is from RefSeq and is a predicted model, not a curated record.